Messenger RNA from Canis lupus familiaris (dog), 1217 nucleotides. RefSeq lists its product as uncharacterized. Bases 208 to 864 code for a protein of 218 amino acids. NCBI's taxonomy places the organism in Eukaryota, Metazoa, Chordata, Mammalia, Carnivora, Canidae. The record is from RefSeq and is a predicted model, not a curated record. The transcript is spliced from 8 exons.
GCCGCCGCCGCCGCCCGGGUCCGCCCGGGUCCGCCCGGGUCCGCCCUGCCCGCCUCCCCGGGGUCCUGCUUCCGAGGUUGCGAGCGGAGGCAACUCCGCCGGCGCUGGAAACUCUCCGGAGCCAGACGACGAGCUCCUAAGAGACCCAGGGGGCAGACCAAGGCUACAGCAUCUGGAACAACUGGCUUUCUCCAUCACCAUGGCACCAUGGCAGUUGAACAGCCUGGAGAGUCUGUUUUUCAGUCCAGAAGUGGCCUGCAUUAUUCUCACUUGCAACCAAUAGUCAGAACUAGUCACAAGGCCUUAACUAUUACUAUGGGCAUAGAAAGUGAAGGAGAGCAUGUGGAUAUUCAGCGAGCAGCAAGUAUCCUUACUCCAGAGGCAAUCCCAGAUCUUUCUGACUAUAGAAUGGACCAUCUCUCUGGGGAAUGUGACUUCUCAGUGGCUCUGCACAAAAUUCAGGAGCACCAUGAACUCUUAACUCUGUCCCCUAGGGGUAUAGGAUUGAAAACCAACAAUCAGCAUUUUGCCCAACUGGUCAGAGCAGCCUUCUACCACCUGUUAGCAUCUGUUGGACACACGGGACUCCCUUUCAUGUCAAUGUUGAGAACACAACCAAACAUUGGUGAGAAUAAAAUCUUUCCCAGAGAUUCCAAGCCACUUGAGGAAGAGAUGGUGAAGAGAAGGAAAAGAGCGUGGCUCGACCUGAUGGUCCCAGAUGGCUGUUUGAGCUUCCAGGCUGUGAGGAGGAGGAAGGGGGACAUCUUAUUGCCUGAUGAGAUGGUGAACUCCUACUUAUCGCUUCUUAAGUUGGUGUCAGGACAAUUCAGAUCUACUUCCCACCAUGCCUUCUCUUCCUGGUGAUUGACCUGGAUGGGUGAAUCCACAUGGUCCCUGACCCGUGGCUUCUGGUUGGAGUUGUCCCGUGGCGAAUACUGGCAGAAGAUUGUGAUGAUACUGUGUAUUUGCUGGGUUUACCCUAGUCUGGACUUGACUCUACCCACACAAGAAAUUGGAGAAAACCUUCACACUGGCUAUUUCCCAUCAUGAAGAGAAUCUUUAAAAAUAGAUUUUGUGGAAUUUAGUCUCUUAAAAGUUAAUUUGACUGAACCUGUGUGCCAUGGAUAAAACCUCAGAAAUGUAAUAUGCAUUUGCUUGGUGACAUUGAAAUAUCUACUGUUUUGGUUAGCACAGAUUAAACUGUGAUUCUUUUGAAA